CCGUUGGAUAUUUAAGAAUUUAAACUUGUGGAUACCAUAAUUUACGUCGUAACACUUUCCAAAUUUAAGUUCCAGAAUUUUCGAACUCAGAUUCUCCAAAAUCAGUGACGACUCGGCAACUCGGAUCGGUCGGAGAUUUUUCAGGAAUUAAGAAUUAAGUAAAGCUUAAGCUCAACUUUUUCAUUUGUUCUGAUUUCCCAAAAUUUACUUGGCAUGGGAGUUGUGACAGUUUCUAGCUCAGCUUCUCGAACCCCCCUAGGAUUAAGCACAAAAUUCUCAAGUCAUGGAUUCGCACCCAAGAAGCCCUUGAUUGUGGCAUUUAAAGCUGAUAAGCCUAAUAAAACUACGUUGGUUUCUUCUCACGAACCAAUAAUUUUGCCCAUUGAACCACACAAGGAGAUUCAGAACAGAGUAAGGAAAGCUAAAAAAACUAAAAAUCGAGUGAAAGCUACAGCUACCGAUGAAGUUUCUACUAGUACCAUGGAAGUGGAUUACAAUGAGGCUGCGGCCAAGCUGGAAAACAUUUACAAGCUUAGCCCUGCAACAACCGAUACAGAUGUGGAUGCAGAUGGUGCUGAUCGCUUGAUGAGUAGAGGCCGAAGAAGGAAGAGAAAGGUUAGUGAAAGUGAUGGAAAAACAGGUAAGAACACCAGUGAUACUGUGGUUAGAAACCGUACAAGGAAGGAGAGAAUGAGUCUUGAUAGUAGGAUUGCAUUGAAAAGGGCAAAGGAAGAGAAUGAGGUUGUUUCAAUUAAAAAGAGGAAAAACAGUUGGAAAGGAAAGAAUAAUGCUGAGAAAGUUGUUGUUUCAGUAAGAAAUAGAAAAGUUGCUGAGACUGAAGAAGAGAAGAUUCAGAAGCUUGUUAGGGAGUAUUCGACUUCAACUGAUUUGGUCAGCUUGGAUUGGAAGAAAAUGAAGAUACCGCCAGUUCUUCCUUCUACGGAGCAUACUUGGUUGUUCAAGUUAAUGCAGCCUCUAAAGGAACUCCUCAAAGUGCAAGAGAAUUUGCAAACUGCUAUGGGGAGAGAGCCAACUGAAGGAGAAAUAGCUGAAGCAACAAAUAUGAGUGUGGUUGAGGUUAAAAAACAAUUGGAAAUUGGCUGGGCUGCACGAAACAAACUCAUUAAGCACAAUCUUCGACUUGUAUUGUUUGUAAUGAACAAAUAUUUUCAAGACUUUGCAAAUGGUCCAAAAUUUCAGGACCUUUGUCAGGCUGGAGUUAAGGGACUAAUAACAGCAAUUGAUCGCUUCGAACCAAAAAGAAAAUUCCGGCUUUCCACUUAUGGUCUUUUCUGGAUUAGGCAUGCCAUCAUACGUUCCAUGACAGUCUCAAGCUUUACCCGUGUUUCAUUUGGCCUCGAAUCUGUAAGGGUAGAAAUUCAGAAGGCCAAGCUUCAGUUGAUGUUUGAGCUCAACAGAUUACCAACAGAAAAAGAAAUAGUUGAGAGGGUUGGCAUUUCACCCGAGAGGUACAACGAAGUAAUGAAAGCCUCGAAACCUGUUUACUCUCUUCAUUCAAAGCAUGCAGUUACACAAGAAGAGUUCAUCAACAGUAUUACUGAUGUCGAAGGUGUGGAAGGUGAUGACCGACGAAAACCAGCUCUUCUCAGGCUUGCUCUUGAUGAUGUGCUUGAUUCUCUAAAGCCUAAGGAGAGUUUGGUGGUGCGACAGAGAUAUGGACUAGACGGUAAAGGCGAUAGAACACUAGGAGAAAUUGCUGGAAACUUGAACAUUUCAAGAGAAAUGGUUAGGAAGCAUGAAGUGAAGGCUCUCAUGAAGCUCAAGCAUCCAGCUAGAGUUGAUUAUCUGCGUCGAUACAUGGUCUAAGCGCAGUCCCUUACAUUAUGUGCCUUUCCAAACCAGAAACUAUAACUGUAUAUUGAUGUAACAUAGUAUAUAUAGUUCCAUGUAAACAUAAGGUCAAGAAUUUGGAUGAAAAGGAAAAAAUAAAGGAAGAAGAGAGAUUAACUAGUGAAUAUAGAAAUUUUAUUAUACCAUGUAGUUUUGAGAAGGCUGUUAAACUCAGAUUGCAUAACAUGGAUGUAAUAUAAUUAUUUCCUCUGUAUAUUUUAUUUUUUAUGUUAUACACACAUAUAUAGAAAAUCUUUCUUUAGACAGAAA
Messenger RNA from Cannabis sativa, 2121 nucleotides. RefSeq names its product RNA polymerase sigma factor sigE, chloroplastic/mitochondrial. NCBI's taxonomy places the organism in Eukaryota, Viridiplantae, Streptophyta, Magnoliopsida, Rosales, Cannabaceae. The coding region runs from base 214 to 1827 and encodes 537 amino acids. The transcript is spliced from 6 exons. The record is from RefSeq and is a predicted model, not a curated record. Gene Ontology annotation, molecular function: DNA-binding transcription factor activity. Gene Ontology annotation, biological process: regulation of DNA-templated transcription; DNA-templated transcription initiation.